AUGCAUUAUCGCUCUUGGCGCAUACAUAACCUCGCGUUGUCUUGUCGGACUUUCGUUUCUCGGGCUGACCAGGAUAUGCAAAUUGCGAGGGAUUGGCUCAAGUCCCUGAAUUCCAAAACUGUCCCCCGCCACAUCUGUGAGGUCUCGUUCAGUCGAUCCAGCGGUCCGGGCGGGCAAAAUGUGAACAAGUCAGUGACUCCACUUGAAGAUCAAUUAUGUGGCAAUCCGCUGAUCGUGAUUUUGAAGAGUCAAUUCCAAAGCCACUUUGAAGGUCCCACUGGGCUCAUUAUUGCCCUUGGUGCCCCGGGUGAUACACCAGCCGCUACGAGAUUCUCGAUAUCUCGCCGAAAGAACACAGUCUCUGACGAAGAGCGGAAGCAAUCUACCAAUGUGGAGUCGUGCUUCGACAAGCUGUUCCAAUUGCUACAGAACUCGGCUAAGGAGGCCAUCCCUGGGGAAACAUCCCGAGAGCAAAGAGAUCACGUACACAAGCUACAACGUGCACAGAAUGAGGGCCGAAUCAAGGCCAAAAAGCAGCACAGUGAGAAGAAGAGUGGUCGACGAGGAAGUAAAUACGACGAUUAG
Penicillium soppii is the source of this 585-nucleotide messenger RNA. Its product is annotated as peptidyl-tRNA hydrolase domain protein. Gene Ontology annotation, biological process: mitochondrial translational termination. The transcript has 3 exons. Lineage: Eukaryota; Fungi; Ascomycota; Eurotiomycetes; Eurotiales; Aspergillaceae. The record is from RefSeq and is a predicted model, not a curated record. Bases 1 to 585 code for a protein of 194 amino acids. Gene Ontology annotation, cellular component: mitochondrial large ribosomal subunit.